GUCGUGCUCAUGGUUGUGCACGCAAAGCAGCUGCUGCUGACGGUUGUUAUUACAGUCUUUUUUGCAAGAGCAGGAACUCAGCAGCUAUUAUCUCUGCCAAACUGCCCAACAAAGUGUGGCUCUGUCACCAUUCCCUUCCCAUUUGGAACCACCAAGGACUGUUCCUUGGACAGCACCUUUCUCAUCAAUUGCAACAAAACAUCUUCAACGCAUGUACCUUUCUUGCCGCAGAGUAAUCAAAGUGUCCUAAACAUCUCACUCGAUGGUGAACUGCGCGUUGCAUGGCCAGUAGCAAGUGAUUGUUAUGCUGAAAAGAGCGAACAGGUGAACGAGACAUAUUGGGAUAUCAACAUGACACAUUUUUCUGUCUCGUCAACUCGAAACAAGUUUGUCGCAGUUGGAUGUGACACGCUUGCAUUACUAGCAACAUAUGAUUCUGAAGGGAAAAACUACAGCACAGGAUGUAUGGCUUUGUGCAAUAGGCUAAAUGAUAUUGUGGCCAAUGAAUCUUGCUCCGGCACUGGUUGUUGCAAGGUUUCAAUACCCCAAGAUCAUGUGUUGACAAAUGUAACCUAUGGUACUCUAGGUGUAUUCAACAAUCACUCAGCAGUACAUGAUUUCAAUCCAUGUGGUUAUGCUUUUUUGGUUGAAAAUGGAGCCUACAGUUUCACAUCCACAGACCUCCUCAAGUUGGAGAAGGAGGAGUUUCCGGUGUUGUUGGAUUGGGCAGUAGGGAACCAAACGUGCCAGCAAGCUCAAAAGGAUCUUUCAAAUUAUGCCUGUAAGGACAACAAAAGUACAUGUUACGAUGCAACCGAGAGAUCUGGUUACCUUUGCAGAUGCUUCAAUGGAUAUUGGGGAAAUCCUUACCUGAUUCAUGGUUGCCAAGAUAUUAAUGAAUGCACGGAGUCCAAUGACUGUGUUGAGGGGGCAACAUGCAUCAAUCUUCCAGGAAGCUACCAGUGUUUAUGUCCGGUUGGAUACGAGGGAAAUGGGAAGAUGAAUGGAACAAAAUGCAGCUCAAAAUCAAGUACCAAAUCAAGGAAAGAGAUCAUAUUGAUUAUUGCAUUGAGUGUCAGCAUAAGCCUCGUAACACUACUGGUUGGAAGCUUUUAUGCAUAUUUGGCAAUGAAGAAAAGAAAGCACAUUAAACUUAAAGAACAAUUCUUUCAACAAAACGGCGGCUUACUGUUACAACAACAACUAGUGAGACAUGGAGGGUCAAAUGAAACAGCUAAAGUCUUCACUGUUGAGGAACUAAAUGAAGCAACCGACAACUUCGAUGAAGGCAAGAUCCUAGGCCAAGGUGGUCAGGGAACAGUUUACAAAGGAGUUUUACAAGAUAAAAGAAUUGUAGCAAUAAAGAAGUCCAAAAUCAGUGAUCCAAAACAGAUUGAGCCGUUCAUCAAUGAAGUGAUCGUGCUUUCCCAAAUCAACCAUAGAAAUGUGGUAAAGCUCUUGGGUUGUUGUUUAGAGACAGAAGUUCCCUUGCUUGUGUAUGAAUUCAUUUCCAAUGGAACUGUUCAUGAGCAUCUUCAUGAUCAAAAUCAAUCUUUAAAGCUCACAUGGAAAACAAGAUUGAGAAUAGCAAAAGAAACUGCUGGAGUCUUGGCAUACUUGCAUUCCGCAGCAUCUUCACCAAUCAUACACAGAGAUGUGAAAUCUACAAAUAUACUCCUAGAUGACAAUCUCACCGCAAAGGUUUCUGAUUUCGGAGCUUCUAGGAUUGUUCCUCUUGAUCAUAGUCAAAUAAAAACCCUAGUGCAGGGGACAUGGGGGUACCUUGACCCGGAAUAUUUCCAUACAAGCAAAUUAACAGAAAAGAGUGACGUUUAUAGCUUUGGGGUUGUACUAGCAGAGCUACUGACAGGAAAGAAAGCACUAUCUUUUAGCAGGCCGGAGCUAGAUAGAAACCUUGCAGUGUAUUUUGUUUCUUCGAUGAAAGAGGGUCGAUUACAUCAUAUUUUGGACAGAAAUAUAGAUGAGGCGAAUAAUGAGCAACUAAAGGAAGUUGCCCAUAUUGCAGAAAGAUGUUUAAGAGUGAAGGGUGAGAAAAGACCAACCAUGAAAGAAGUGGCAAUGGAAUUAGAGGCAAUAUUAGUUUUUGAAGAGCAUCCUUGGGGAAGUGGCAAUUUGUGUUCAGAAGAGACUGAUAACUUGUUCAGAGCAGCAACAUCGGUUAUCAGUGUUGAAAAUGGUGGCAAUAAUUCUCCAAACUCAUAGCAUAAACCUUGCAUAGACUUCACUCUGAUACCACAUGUUACUAAAAUGCCUUUAUAUUUAGAUGUGUCACAAUUUGAUUUUUUACUCUUCAAAACUUUCUUUUCAUGUGUAGGGAUAAAAUUGCACUGACUUAACAUUUUCUUCUCUAUAUAAGUUCUUAUAAAUAUAUGAAUAUUUUUCAUAUGUCAUUGAAAUACGUCAAAAUUAACUUCUUUAAGUGUUUUAUUAAUUAAUUAUAAUACUUAUACUUCUUAAAUAUAUAAAUUGUUGAGUAGUGUAAUACUAACUAAACGUUCCAUUUCAAAAUAUAAAUGCCAACUAAAAUGUUACACCAAUGUAAUCCGAAACCGUCGAAUUGAAACUUCUUUUUAUUUGUUCUCAUUACUGUUGAAAUUUUGAAAUUAAUCUGUAU
Trifolium pratense (red clover) is the source of this 2635-nucleotide messenger RNA. Its product is annotated as putative wall-associated receptor kinase-like 16. The transcript is spliced from 3 exons. Gene Ontology annotation, biological process: cell surface receptor signaling pathway; protein phosphorylation. The record is from RefSeq and is a predicted model, not a curated record. Lineage: Eukaryota; Viridiplantae; Streptophyta; Magnoliopsida; Fabales; Fabaceae. Gene Ontology annotation, molecular function: calcium ion binding; protein serine/threonine kinase activity; polysaccharide binding. The coding region runs from base 10 to 2223 and encodes 737 amino acids. Gene Ontology annotation, cellular component: plasma membrane.